Arvicanthis niloticus (Nile rat) is the source of this 1665-nucleotide messenger RNA. The record is from RefSeq and is a predicted model, not a curated record. Lineage: Eukaryota; Metazoa; Chordata; Mammalia; Rodentia; Muridae.
AACCAGGAACAAAACGUUUUCAGAGAAGAUUGGUGAUUGUGGGAGACUCGCUGCUCAUGAGAGAAGGAUGCUACAGCUGAGUCUGUCCUGCCUGGGAAUGGGGCCCCUGACUGCCUCUCCGUGGCAUCUGCUGCUGCUAGGAGGGGCCUCUUGGAUUCUAGCCCGAAUUCUGGCCCGGAUCUAUGCCUACUAUGACAACUGCAGCCGCCUUCGUUGCUUCCCUCAGCCCCCUAAACCAAGCUGGUUCUGGGGUCACUUGGCCUUGGUAACUCCUACGGAGCAGGGCAUGAAGGAAUUGACUCAGUUAGUGGGUACCUACCCACAAGGCUUUAUGAUGUGGAUUGGGCCAAUGGUCCCCGUUAUUACUCUGUGCCAUCCUGACAUCGUUCGAUCUAUCCUCAACGCCUCAGCUGCUGUUGCACUCAAGGAUGUGAUAUUCUACAGCAUCCUAAAGCCUUGGCUUGGGGAUGGGCUCCUGAUAAGUGCUGGGGACAAGUGGAGCCGCCACCGUCGCAUGCUGACACCCGCCUUCCAUUUCAACAUCCUGAAACCCUAUGUGAAGAUUUUCAAUGACAGCACCAACAUCAUGCAUGCCAAGUGGCAACGGUUGAUUUCAGAAGGCAAUGCCCGUCUGGACAUGUUUGAGCAUGUCAGCCUCAUGACUCUGGACAGUCUGCAGAAAUGUGUUUUCAGCUUUGACAGCAACUGUCAGGAGAAGUCCAGUGAAUAUAUUGCUGCCAUCCUGGAGCUCAGUGCCCUAGUGGCCAAAAGGCACCAGCAGCCUUUGAUGUACAUGGACCUGCUGUAUAACCUCACCCCUGAUGGGAUGCGCUUCCAUAAGGCCUGCAACCUGGUGCAUGAGUUCACCGAUGCCGUCAUCCGGGAGCGGCGCCGCACCCUCCCAGAUCAGGGUUUGGAUGACUUCCUUAAGUCUAAGGCCAAAGCCAAGACUUUGGAUUUCAUUGAUGUGCUGCUGCUGAGCAAGGAUGAAGAUGGAAAGGAGCUGUCGGAUGAGGACAUCAGAGCAGAAGCUGACACCUUCAUGUUUGAGGGCCAUGACACCACAGCCAGUGGGCUCUCCUGGAUUCUGUACAACCUGGCGAGGCACCCAGAAUACCAGGAGCGCUGCCGGCAGGAGGUGCAGGAGCUCCUGAGGGACCGUGAGCCUGAGGAGAUUGAAUGGGACGACCUGGCCCAGCUGCCCUUCCUGACCAUGUGCAUCAAGGAGAGUCUGCGGCUGCACCCCCCAGUCACGGUCAUCUCCCGAUGCUGCACCCAGGACAUUGUGCUCCCAGACGGCCGGACCAUUCCCAAAGGUAUCAUCUGCCUCAUCAGCAUCUUUGGAAUUCAUCACAACCCGUCUGUGUGGUCAGACCCUGAGGUCUAUGACCCCUUCCGCUUUGACCCAGAAAGAAUUAAAGACAGCUCACCUCUGGCAUUUAUUCCCUUCUCGGCGGGGCCCAGGAACUGCAUAGGUCAGACUUUCGCCAUGAGCGAGAUGAAGGUGGCACUGGCCCUGACACUGCUGCGCUUCCGCGUCCUGCCAGAUGACAAGGAGCCGCGCAGGCAGCCAGAGCUGAUCCUGCGCGCAGAAGGCGGGCUGUGGCUGCGGGUGGAGCCGCUGAGCGCGGGCGCGCAGUGACCUCACACUGCCUGGGAACUUGA